Effrenium voratum is the source of this 2274-nucleotide messenger RNA. The record is from the annotation of a GenBank genome assembly. Lineage: Eukaryota; Dinophyceae; Suessiales; Symbiodiniaceae.
AUGUCAAAACCCGUCCAGCCGCCCGGCGGCGAUGAACCCGGCCGCGAAAUCGAGCCCGUCGAUCUGAAGUCGGCGCUUGAGGAGCGUUAUCUCGCCUAUGCGCUGUCGACGAUCAUGCACCGGGCCCUGCCCGAUGCGCGCGACGGCAUGAAGCCGGUCCACCGGCGCAUCCUCUACGUGAUGCGGCUUUUGAAGCUCGAUCCGCAGAGCGCCUAUCGCAAGUGCGCCAAGAUCGUCGGCGAUGUGAUGGGCAACUUCCAUCCGCAUGGCGACCAGGCCAUCUAUGACGCGCUGGUGCGGCUCGCCCAGGACUUCUCGGUGCGCUACCCGCUGGUCGACGGCCAAGGCAAUUUCGGCAAUAUCGACGGGGACAACGCCGCCGCCUACCGCUACACCGAAGCGCGGAUGACGGAGGUCGGCACGCUGCUGCUGGACGGUAUCACCGAGGACUCCGUCGAUUUCCGUCCCAACUACAAUGAGGAAGACGAGGAACCGGUCGUCCUGCCGGGCGCGUUCCCGAACCUUCUGGCCAACGGCUCGUCGGGCAUCGCGGUCGGCAUGGCGACGGCCAUUCCGCCGCACAAUGCCGCCGAACUGUGCGAGGCGGCGCUGCACCUGAUCAAGUUCCCCAACGCGACGAUCGAAAAGCUGGUCGAGUUCGUGCCGGGGCCCGACCUUCCGACCGGCGGCAUCAUCGUCGAGCCGCGCGACCAGAUCCUGGAAGCCUACAGGACCGGGCGCGGGGGCUUUCGGGUGCGCGCACGCUGGCACAAGGAGGAGACCGGGCGCGGCGGCUACCGCAUCAUCGUCACCGAGAUCCCCUACCAGGUCCAGAAGUCGAAGCUGAUCGAGAAGAUCGCCGAACUGCUGAUCGCCCGGAAGGUGCCGCUGCUCGACGAUGUGCGCGACGAGAGCGCCGAAGACGUGCGCAUCGUGCUCGAACCGAAAUCGCGCGCGGUCGAUCCGGACCUUUUGAUGGAAUCGCUGUUCAAGCUGACCGAUCUGGAAAGCCGUCAGCCGCUGAAUAUGAACGUCCUGUCGGGCGGCAUCGUGCCCAAGGUGAUGAACUUGCGCGACGUGCUGCGCGAAUGGCUCGAUCACCGGCGCGAUGUGCUCAUCCGUCGCUCCAGGCACAGGCUGGCCAACAUCGAAAAGCGGCUGGAAGUGCUGUCGGGUUUCCUCAUCGCCUAUCUGAACCUUGACGAGGUGAUCCGCAUUGUCCGCUUCGAGGACGAGCCGAAGAAGGAACUGAUCAAGACGUUCGAGCUGACCGAGGUACAGGCGGACGCGAUCCUCAAUCUGCGCCUGCGGGCCCUCAACAAGCUCGAGGAGGUCGAGAUCCGCAAGGAGUUCGACCAGUUGACCGAGGAAAAGGAUCAGAUCGAGCGGCUGCUCGCGUCCGAGGACGCCCAGUGGAAGACCGUCGGCUGGGAGAUCGGCAAAGUGCGCGACCGGUUCGGCAAGGACACCGAACUGGGGGCGCGCCGGACGGACUUCAGCGAGGCGCAGGAGAUCGAUCUGCAAGCGGUCCAGCAGGCGAUGAUCGAAAAGGAACCGGUCACCGUCGUCGUCUCGGACAAGGGCUGGCUGCGGGCGAUGAAAGGUCACCUUUCCGACUAUGACGGGCUGACCUUCAAGGAAGGCGACCAGCUCAGAACCGCCUUUCCCGCGCACACGACCGACAAGCUGCUGGUCUUCACGACGACCGGCAAGUUCUACACGAUCGGCGUCGACAAAUUGCCCGGCGGUCGCGGCCAUGGCGAACCGAUCCGGCUGAUGGUCGACAUGGACAAUGAUGCGGACAUCGCGACCGCUUUCGUGCACAGGCCGGGGCGCAAAUUGCUGGUCGCCUCAUCGGCGGGCAACGGUUUCAUCGUCGGCGAGAGCGAGGUUUCGGCCAACACCCGCAAGGGCAAGCAGGUCAUGAACGUCAAGAUGCCGGACGAGGCGGUGCUGUGUCGCUUCGUCGAGGCCGGCGACGGCGCAACGCCGGACCAUGUGGCCGUCGUCGGCGAAAACCGCAAGCUUCUGGUCUUCCCGCUCGACCAGGUGCCCGAGAUGGGCCGCGGCAAGGGUGUCCGCCUGCAGCGCUACAAGGAUGGCGGCAUAAAGGACGCCAAGGUGUUCGCCAUCGAAGACGGCCUGACCUGGCAGGACAGUUCCGGCCGCACCUUCACGCGGACAAAGGAAGAGCUGUCCGAGUGGAUGGGCGUGCGCGCCGGCGCCGGGCGCAUGGUGCCCAAGGGCUUUCCGCGCACGGGCACGUUCGGCUGA